AUGCAACAGACCCCUGAGCUCCCCUGCACCACCGUCGACAUAGUACCAGCCUAUCAACACUGCACCGCAUCCUCCGCAUCCUUCCAGGCCUAUCCCGCCUUCCCCGACUACAGCCUCGAUGAUCAGCCCCCCCCGCCUCACUUUCUCCAGCCAAGCAACCCCGAGGUGCUCGACCACGACCACGACCACGACCACGAUACCGACAGCCUCUCGUCCUCAGAUGCUGCAGACAUGUCUGCAGCAGGAUCGCCGGAGGGAGAGGACAGCUUCGACCUGGACAGCAUCUUCGAGGGGAGCGACCUGGAGGAGAGGAGCGUACAGGUCCAUGCCAGGAAGGGCAAGUCCAUGUCGCGGAGCCCUGUGGUGAUCACGUUCGAGCUCCUUGCCGAGCACUUCCAUGAGAGCCUCGAGACCGCGGCGUCCAAGAUCGGGAUCGGCAAGUCGACGAUGAAGCACGUGUGCCGGCGGCUGGGGAUCGAGAAGUGGCCCUACACGCACAAGGGCCAUCGCAAGAACCGCCCGAGGAAGCUCGCGCACCAUCAGAUCUCAGCGUCGUCGAUUGUGUUCACGGACUCGCACGAGUUCUUCGGCGCGGCGGCACUGCCGAGGGUGGCAGCACCGGAGGCGCCGGGGCUGCUUGGAGCGAGCCAGCCUGAGAGCGCACCCGCGCUGUACAUGUCGGCGGGGCUUGGGGAGGCAGCGCUGGCUCCAGCAGGGGUGAUGGGGAUGGCGGCUGCAGCCGGGGAACAGGGGGCGAUGGAGGAGGGGAUAGGAGGCAUGCACGAGAGAGGAUGCCAAGGGGAGUCCUCAGGGAGAAUUUUCUUUGAUUGGGAUGGAACUGUGUAG
Molecule: messenger RNA, 846 nt
Organism: Guillardia theta CCMP2712
Lineage: Eukaryota; Cryptophyceae; Pyrenomonadales; Geminigeraceae
Exons: 1
Coding region: 1-846 (281 amino acids)
Molecular function (GO): DNA-binding transcription factor activity
Source: RefSeq, a predicted model, not a curated record